CACAACAUGGCUGCUUGUUGCCAGGCGAUAGCGGACUAUAAAACAGCGUCCCGCUUUUGCUCGCAACAAUAUCCCCGAGCUCUCGUCUAAGGUGAACAAGAUCUCUUCAGGAGUCAUGCGUGAAUGUAUCUCCGUCCACGUUGGCCAGGCUGGUACCCAGAUUGGCAAUGCAUGCUGGGAGCUGUAUUGUCUGGAGCACGGCAUUCAGCCGGAUGGGCAGAUGCCCAGUGACAAGACCAUCGGAGGUGGAGAUGACUCCUUCAAUACGUUCUUCAGCGAGACCGGCGCUGGCAAACACGUUCCCAGGGCAGUCUUUGUGGACCUGGAGCCCACGGUCAUCGAUGAAGUGCGUACGGGAACGUAUCGUCAGCUCUUUCAUCCUGAACAGCUGAUCACAGGGAAGGAAGAUGCAGCCAACAACUACGCUCGUGGUCACUACACCAUUGGCAAGGAGAUCAUUGACCUGGUUCUGGACAGGGUUCGAAAACUGGCGGACCAAUGCACCGGACUGCAAGGUUUUCUGAUCUUCCACUCCUUUGGAGGAGGAACUGGUUCUGGUUUCACCUCUCUGCUGAUGGAACGUCUCUCAGUGGACUACGGCAAGAAGUCCAAACUGGAGUUCGCCAUCUAUCCGGCUCCUCAGGUGUCGACUGCUGUGGUGGAGCCGUACAACUCCAUUCUGACCACGCACACCACCCUGGAGCACUCGGACUGCGCUUUCAUGGUGGACAACGAGGCCAUCUACGAUAUCUGUCGGAGGAACCUGGACAUUGAGCGUCCCACUUACACCAACCUCAACAGGUUGAUUGGUCAGAUUGUCUCUUCCAUCACCGCCUCGCUGCGCUUCGACGGCGCUCUGAAUGUUGACCUGACAGAGUUUCAGACCAACCUGGUGCCCUACCCGCGCAUCCACUUCCCCCUGGCGACCUACGCCCCCGUCAUCUCGGCAGAGAAGGCGUACCACGAGCAGCUGUCUGUCGCCGAGAUCACCAACGCUUGUUUCGAGCCAGCCAAUCAGAUGGUGAAAUGCGACCCUCGCCACGGCAAGUACAUGGCGUGCUGCCUGCUGUACCGCGGCGACGUGGUGCCCAAAGAUGUCAACUCCGCCAUCGCCACCAUUAAAACCAAGCGCACCAUCCAAUUUGUGGACUGGUGCCCCACCGGCUUCAAGGUGGGUAUCAACUACCAACCCCCGACUGUAGUUCCUGGGGGAGACCUGGCCAAGGUCCAGAGAGCCGUGUGCAUGCUGAGCAACACCACGGCCAUCGCCGAGGCAUGGGCCCGACUGGACCACAAAUUUGACCUGAUGUACGCCAAGAGGGCUUUUGUGCACUGGUACGUCGGCGAGGGGAUGGAGGAGGGCGAGUUCUCCGAGGCCAGAGAAGACAUGGCGGCCCUGGAGAAGGACUACGAGGAGGUGGGCACGGACACCAUCGGGGAUGAAGAAGAGGAAGAGGGAGAAGAGUACUAAUUGAAAAAACAACUUAUUUAAAUGUGUUUCACUGUAUGGCGUAGUAAUUGUCCAGUCGCUGUAAAAUGCAAUGUCAUGCUUAUCCUGCACUCCUCCAAUUGUAAGGUUGCAUAACAACAGCUCAGGUGAACCAACACGUCCGUUGCUGGGUGACCUGCAAUUAAGACCUCACAAGGACUUUGUCAAAUGAAUUGGUUCAUUGUUCCUGUCCUUAUUCAACAACACACUUUAAUAUUUGGCAAUAAAUCCUUUUAAACCUUA
Molecule: messenger RNA, 1732 nt
Organism: Syngnathus acus (greater pipefish)
Lineage: Eukaryota; Metazoa; Chordata; Actinopteri; Syngnathiformes; Syngnathidae
Product: tubulin alpha-1A chain-like
Exons: 5
Coding region: 116-1471 (451 amino acids)
Biological process (GO): mitotic cell cycle; microtubule cytoskeleton organization
Cellular component (GO): microtubule; cytoplasm
Molecular function (GO): GTP binding; structural constituent of cytoskeleton
Source: RefSeq, a predicted model, not a curated record